Messenger RNA from Leptonychotes weddellii (Weddell seal), 4208 nucleotides. It is a transcript of the gene EAF1, whose product is annotated as ELL associated factor 1. Gene Ontology annotation, cellular component: super elongation complex. The record is from RefSeq and is a predicted model, not a curated record. Gene Ontology annotation, biological process: transcription elongation by RNA polymerase II. Gene Ontology annotation, molecular function: transcription elongation factor activity. NCBI's taxonomy places the organism in Eukaryota, Metazoa, Chordata, Mammalia, Carnivora, Phocidae.
CAGUCCUCCCCCACCCCGCCGCGGAGAAGAGGAUUUGCUUCCGGCCCCGGGUGACCGCCGGCUGGGCUCGCCGUGCGCUGCGGAGCGCUGUCCAGGGAGCGUCGUUCCCCCGGACGCUGGCGCGGGAAGCGGGGGCCGCGGCCGCGCCAGGAGAGUGCCGGUCCGGGCGCGAGGCUCGUGCGGGGCCAUGAACGGGACCGCGAACCCGCUGCUGGACCGCGAGGAGCAUUGCUUGCGGCUCGGGGAGAGCUUCGAGAAGCGGCCGCGGGCCUCUUUCCACACCAUUCGCUAUGACUUUAAGCCAGCAUCUAUAGAUACUUCUUGUGAAGGAGAGCUUCAGGUUGGCAAAGGAGAUGAAGUCACAAUUACACUGCCACAUAUCCCUGGAUCUACACCACCAAUGACUGUGUUCAAGGGGAACAAACGGCCUUAUCAGAAAGACUGUGUACUUAUCAUUAAUCAUGACACUGGUGAAUAUGUGCUGGAGAAACUCAGUAGCAGCAUUCAGGUCAAGAAAACAAGAGCCGAGGGGAGCAGUAAAAUCCAAGCUCGAAUGGAGCAGCAGGCCCCUCGUCCCCCACAGCCGUCACAGCCACCACCUCCUCCACCACCUCUGCCAUCCCGAGCUCCAACAAAGCCUCCAGCUGGGCCCAAAACUUCUCCCUUGAAAGAUAACCCCUCACCUGAACCCCAGCUGGAUGACAUCAAAAGAGAGCUGCGAGCUGAAGUUGACAUUAUUGAACAGAUGAGCAGCAGCAGCGGGAGCAGUUCCUCAGAGUCGGAGAGCUCGUCGGGGAGCGAUGAGGACAGCUCCAGCAGUGGCGCCGAGGACAACGGCCCGGCGUCCCCCCCGCAGCCCGCACACCAGCAGCCCUACGGCAGCAGGCCGGCCGCCGCCAAUGGGACCGGCCGGCCCCAGGGCAGCAGCCAGCUCAUGAACACGCUCAGAAAUGACUUGCAGUUGAGUGAGUCUGGCAGUGACAGUGAUGACUAGAGUCGGAUCUUUCGAAAUCAGCUUCUCGUGCACAGAUGUGCUGCUGGACCAGGCUGCGCUCGCACGGAGCCGCGUGCUGAGAGGGACACGCUGUGGAUCAGUGACUGUGUAGGAGUUUGAGGCUCUGGAGGUCUCAGACAUUCAAGUCUUUAACUUAGUGGUGAUGGGUGAUUUUCUCGUGUAAUUUUUGAACAAUCUCAUGUUGCAAAGUAGAACUAUGGAAGAACUAACAGAAUUAUAUUUCUAUUUGGUUAACACUGUUCAUAGACAACAGACCAAUGUGCCCUGGUCUAGGUUACUCAAAGGCCAUUAUCUUUAGGGGGCCAGUGAUUCCGUUUUAAACCUCAGCAGCCACCAGUUUGGCUAAGUGGUCUGCACCAGUGAAAUGAAACCUGGUCUUUGAGGGGUAGGAGAGAGAGGGAAACCUCAAACUGCAGCAUAGAAGUAUGUUAAAACCACUUUACACUGUUGAGACAAAGUGGUAAGGAAAUUUUGUCAGACCCAACCUGAUAAGCCUGUGUAGGAACCGACUUUGAGAAAGAGUCCUAGAGCAUCCGCCAGGGAGGACCCUGGAGCUCUGCUAGUUCAACCUCCUCAUUUACAAGUAAGGAAAGAGAAGCCCACGACUGGCUGAUGGCCGGUCUCCUGCCCCCAGUCCAGGCUUUCCCUGCUGCUCCCUUCCUUGAAUCUCAUUUAUUGGAACUGGAGAUUCUCAUACAUGACACUGAUAGUUGUAUAUCGGAGCUUUUAUUGGAUUGCAAAAGACAAAAGUGUUGGGUACUUCUGACUCAAAUUCUGAUCCAAAAAGUCACUAAAUACAUGAGGCUGGAUGAGCAGGUCAGACCAGCAGCCACUGCGCUGACGCGUGAGAUGCAGUCAGAUGGGGGCUGUUAGUUCCGUAGAUCCAUGCUAAGCGUUCUUCAUUCAGUGCAUUUUAGUAGGGGGAGGUAGGAGUGGAAGAGAGGUGUAGUGAAGGAACCUUUCCGAACAAGAGAACCAGCAGCAGGUUUUCAAAAACCCAGAAUCUAGAUAGGAAGCAGUUCUGCAAUAUGAAAUGAGCACAUCCUUUGAGAAGGCAUUUCUGUUCAUGCUUUUCUACCACUGUUUGUGCCUGACUCCCAGACCAAUUUGUAUUUUUGAUACACAACUAGAAGAAAGUCACAAGAUUGCCUUUUUGCAGUGUGCAGUUUCCAAAUGAAUCUGUUACAGGGAAGUGGUCACUAGUAAAUGUUCCAUAUUUAGUGAAUGUGUGAUAAAUUGUCCCGUGAUUAGUAUGGAGUAGCCCAUUUCUGUAAUUUGAAUGAAUACAGUUUGAAGGUCCUGAGAAAUUUCCAUUUACUUUGGUUCAGUGGGUAUCGCAAACAUUAAAAUUGAUUUUCCUUCCUUGGGUUCCUCCACUCAAAGAUGGCCUCUGCAUCCCCCGCUAGUGGAUGGAAGCAGUCUGGACCUGGAAAGGAAUGAGAUGAUUCACGGUGGGGGCUUUGGUGAGAGUCGCACCUUAUCGAGCCACCUGUUUGAUGCACACAGGGGCUCCGGUGAGCUGGAGAUGGGGGCCCAGCGCCGUCAUCCCGUGGCGCACUCACACUGCCCCACCUAGUGUAGGUAAUAGGCUAACACACCAGUACUUUGUGCUGGGUGCUCCGCCCAUCGUGAGGUUUCAGUGCAUUUAAUGGCAGGUAGGAAUUUAUAAUGAAUUGAUAAUUGUUUUAUAAUUCCUUGGUAAUGACAGCUCAGGGAAGGUGAAGGUCACAAUUGGGAGACUUGACUUGUUACUGCACGUGGGACUUGUUUCACAGCUCUUAACUUGCUCAAGCUGGGGCAGGUUCCAGGAACUUGAACUAAAAAUAUCUACUUAAACUCCUCUCUCACUCUUUUUUUUGUUCUCCCAAAGUCUUGAUUUAGACAGACAGAGCUGUGGCUUUUGGCAUGUUGGGUCAUGUUGGGCAUGUUGGCGUGUGGCACUGGGUUUGGCAAGCCGAGCUCUCUGGGCUUCAGACCCUUUCCUCUGUUACCCGUCCUACCUGACACUGCACUGUUCUCCUCUAGCCCGUUUCCAGUUUGUUCUCUGCACAAAGCCCUCGGUGGUUCCCUCCCCCGGCCCUCCAGCUUUACCCACCAGAACGAGGAAUCUUUUCUUUUUGGAAAUCAAGAAUUUGGCCUCACAGACUACUUCUCAUGUGUAACCUCGUGCCAGCCUCACUGGACUUGUUCUUUGUGCCUCUGUGCCUUCUCAAUACCGCCCCCCCCCCACCCGUCCCGCCAGGCCCCAGUCCUGACGCUCCGGAGAUGCCAUCCUCGUGGCCUCUUCCUCUGCUCGUUUCAGCCCACUCGAGUGCUGUGUGGACGUACUGACCUUCCUCUUGCUUGAGCUCUGGUUGGUGUGAACUCCUUAAAAGCAUGGACUGUCAUUCUCAUCUCUAUUCCCUGGGGUGUUCACAGGACUAGACAUUCAGAUGCUUAUAGCCUGGUGGGGAGGAGGCAGAGAAAACCGGCCAGUGGAGUACAGAGGGUAGACAUGGAGAAAACAUUCCAAGCAUUUGGGGACAGCUGGAAACAAUCCAUGCUGAUUUUCAUGGUUUUGAAGUCUCUACCUGAAUUGUUAAAAUUGCCUUUUCUUUGUCCUGUAUAACGUCUACCAUUCUGUGGGUCAUUAGGCAAGGUAUAAAGACUUAAAUCCUAGGUACCCAAGGAGCCAUGGCAAGCCACAGUAAAGAUGUGAUUUUGGGGAAACUUAAUACAAACUAGAGAUUUGUGAUGCCACUCAUUAACUACUUUAUUUCUAUAGCAGAAUCAUUUUUUUUCUGUGUGUGGAAUUAAUGUGUGUGUGCUUCAGUGGUGGGGAAACUUGAAAAUUUCAAAAUCCUUGCUGUCUUUAUUGAGAGGCUGGUUAAGUAGGGUGUAUGUAUGGGGGUGUUUGUAUGUGUGUGAGAGAUGUAUUUAUUACAUUAUUUUGAAAGAUAAUAGUCUGUUAUGUGGAUGUAUAUUAGGUACAGCCAAAUUGGAUGUUUCCAUUUGGCAAGGAAGGUAGGAUUUCUGAAACUCAGGCCUUAACCAGUAGGUUGGAAGACAAGAUCAAUUGAAGCAUUAUGAAAUGUGUUUUUGUUGCUUCUGUCCUAUCUGUCUUGGAUUCAUUGUCUUAUUCUUUAAUGAUUUUUAAAAUCUUGUGCCUAAAAGUUUAUUUUGCAUAAUUAUGAAGUAGAUGUGUAUGUUUACA